Closterium sp. NIES-65 is the source of this 1110-nucleotide messenger RNA. The record is from the annotation of a GenBank genome assembly. NCBI's taxonomy places the organism in Eukaryota, Viridiplantae, Streptophyta, Zygnematophyceae, Desmidiales, Closteriaceae.
AUGCUGAACGAGCUGAAGGAGCUGCUGGAGGCCGCCAUCCCUCCUUCUCUCAUACCCGCCUCCCCUCUCUCCUCCCCUCCGUCAUACUCUCAUCCCGUCCUCCCCUCUAUCAGCCCAUCCCUCCAUCUCUCAUCCCCUCCUCUUUCCUUCUCUCAUCCCCUCCUCCCAUCGCACGUCCCCCUUUCCCAUCUCUCAUACCCUCCUCCCAUCUCCCAUUCCCCCCCUCCUUCUCUCAUACCCGCCUCUCCUGGCUCCUCCCCUUCGACCAUGUGCUCCUCCCUCUCAUCCCUCCCUCUCCACUAUCAUCUCGUCCUCCCCUCUCUCAUCCCUCCUGUCCCUCUCUCCUCCCGUCCCCCACUCACUCAUCCCUCCCUCUCCUUUCCCAUCCCGGACUCUCCUCUCUCAUCCCUCACUCUCAUCUCUCAUCCCUCACUCUCAUCUCUCAUCCCUCACUCUCAUCUCUCAUCCCGUCCUCCCCCUCUCAUCCGUCCAUCUAUCGUCCCUUCCUCCGCUCUCACGUCGUCUCCUCUCCUCUUUCAUCCCGUCCUCUCCUCUCCCAUCUCGUCCUCCCCUCUCUCAUCCCUCCCUCAUCCCUCGCCACGCCACGAUGUAAGUUCCCAAACGCCGCUUCAUCGCCGCCUCGCCACCCCGCUAAUGCAAUCGCGUCCACAUCACCGCCACGCCGAUGCGCCUCCUCAACGGCUUGCAGCCUCCAUGUCGCGCCUCAUCACCUACGCCUCCACCGCCGCCUCGUUACCUCCAAGGACGAAACCCGAUCCCUUUUCCGUUCCCAUCUCUCCCAAGGCCGCUACUCCCUUUUCCCCCAUGUCACACUUCCCCUUUCCCCCAAGUCGCACCUCCCCUUCCGAGCAAAGUCGCACCGCCACUAUCCCCCAAGUCGCACUUCCCCUUCCACCUAACUCGCACUUCAACUUCCCCACAGGGCGCUCCUCCCCUUUACCCCAGGUCGCCAUUCCAAACCCCCCCAAGGUCGCUCCUCCCUGUCCCCCAGGUCGCUCCCCCCCUUUCCCCCAUGUCACACUUCCCGAUUUUUCCUCACAGAGCACCUUAUCACUCCCUCACAAUGCACUACCCCUCCCUUCACUAUGA